AUGGUAUCUUGGGGAACAAUCCAGAGUCUCCUCCUCCUCGUCGGCCCUCUCCUCCUCCCGAAAGCCAUCGCCUACUACCGAAGCCUCAAAAACCGACCACCAACCCAAAUCAAACCCCUCCAGAAAAAAACCUCUUACGCACUAACAGUCCUCUUCACCUCAGGCCUGCUCGCCCUAAUUUCCACCUUCCCCCUCUUCGCCCCAGAAAAUAUAUUCCGCCUCACGGAAUCCCGCCUGCACACGUCGGCGGGAGUCCUUCUGACUCGCCUCGCUUCUCUACGUCCUCUUACCCCUCAGGACGAGGAACUCCGCACAAUCUUCGAUCAAGGCGGGCUCGAAGCGAGAUUACUGUACGCGAGAUAUGGACCGGAUGUGGUGCUGAAUUGUUCUUUGGGGAAGGCAGGCGAGAUGGAAGCUGCGAGGAACUACUUGAUUUACGCGAUUCCGAAACUUCUCGCGCCGCAUUUAUUCCACCUGUUCGCGCUGGGAGUUGCGACGAGUGGGUUUCUCAGCGGUAGGGAAGGCGCGCGGUGGCGGACGAUUGCGAUUAUUGCAGGACUGGGGUUGGCGAUUGGGGAGACGUUGUGGAUUGCGUAUUUUGACGAUACGCCCAAUGUGCGCAGCGUUAGAGUCAACGAUGUUAACUUCAUACAUUGGAAGAUGGCCGUGUGGCGAGGUCUUGGGAUUGCUACGACGGACGGGGUUUUGGGUUGGAUCAUCUGGCUCCAAGCUACCGGCCGCGCAUUCUUGUCACCUACGCCCGCCGGCGAGAGGAUUUUGGAUCACGCACAGCGUCUCCAGGCUACGCUUGGCAAGAUCCAGGCGCUAGGUGUUGUGAGGAAUGGUACGGUCAGGGACGCCACGUCGAGGAAGAGGUUUGAGGAGUAUUGGAUGAAGGAGGGAGAAGUUAUGAAGGAUGCUAUGGAGCAGCCGGAAGUUUUGACUGCGCAGAGGAACGCGCUCGCGCGAAGUGAUGCUGGGAAAGUCAGUCGCGAGGCCGAAGCUUUUGUCGAUGGUUUUCUGGGAGCUGUUCCGCCGCCACAAUCAGUCGUCACAUGAGUAGGUUCAGUCUCGCGAAGAGUGAUGUCGGAAUGAAGGAUAUGAAACGAAACGAAACGAAUUCUCCCAAGUUGAUGCGCUG
This is a messenger RNA of Pseudocercospora fijiensis CIRAD86, 1141 nucleotides long. RefSeq lists its product as uncharacterized. The coding region runs from base 1 to 1059 and encodes 352 amino acids. The record is from RefSeq and is a predicted model, not a curated record. Lineage: Eukaryota; Fungi; Ascomycota; Dothideomycetes; Mycosphaerellales; Mycosphaerellaceae. The transcript is spliced from 2 exons.